Linum trigynum is the source of this 928-nucleotide messenger RNA. The record is from the annotation of a GenBank genome assembly. Lineage: Eukaryota; Viridiplantae; Streptophyta; Magnoliopsida; Malpighiales; Linaceae.
CUUGGCGGGGUCGAACGGAGGCGGCCGUCAGGGUGUUUUGGGCGCUGAUCAGAGCAUGUUCUGAUCUCAGAUUGAGCUGGAAAUCGGCUCUUCAAUCGUGGUUACAUUGAAUUCGGCCGAAGCAUCUCGAUUCUCCGAAUUCGUUGUUUGCCGGUAAUUCAAAUCGGCGGAAUCAGUCUUUUUUCUGGAGAAAUUGAAGGCAAAUCGAUCAGCUGCGUUGAGAAUUAGGUUUAAAUUUGAGACGAUUUGAUCGACAGCGGCAGAUGGAUAGCAGCAGGGGCAAACAGGCGGAAUCGCCAUCUUCACCGAGCACGGUCUUCAAGUUACCAGGAGAGCCUGCUGUCAUUAUCAAUGGCGUCACUGACAUUGGCCCGGCGAAGAACGACGCUUCCGUUGCUCUUGCUAUCGUCGAGAUUCCAGAAGAAUCGCAAGGCACGACGGCAGGAUUUCUUGGGACGCAAGGUUUUGGGGAUUGGCUGGAAGGGAGGAAAGUGAGGAAGCUGUUUGGGAACAAGCAUUUCUCUGGCACAGUGAGUCGGUACGACAAGGAAACUCGGUGGUACAGAGUGGUGUACGAAGACGGCGACUUCGAAGAUCUGGAAUGGAAAGAGCUGGAGCCGGUUCUUCUGCCUCUGGAUAUCACUGUUCCGCUGAAGACACUGGCACUGAAAGUUGUGGGACGAAGCCAGACGUUACCGCCUAAAGUUUGGAAAACCGGGUCUGCGACCAAAGCUAGAAAGAAGACUCAAGGUAUGGGAGACCAAAUUGCAUGAUCAGACUGUUUUGCUUGCCUUAUAAUUCGGUUGCCGGGUUGCAAUGUUCAUCUUGUUCUUGACGAUGCUGCUGCUGCUGCUUGUUCUUUAGAUAUGGAUACUGAUGUAAAUGGAAAUCUGAUUGAUCAAAGGUUUAAUAUAACGGUUUACUUUGG